Molecule: messenger RNA, 1548 nt
Organism: Penicillium diatomitis
Lineage: Eukaryota; Fungi; Ascomycota; Eurotiomycetes; Eurotiales; Aspergillaceae
Product: aminotransferase-like domain-containing protein
Exons: 5
Coding region: 1-1548 (515 amino acids)
Biological process (GO): L-tyrosine biosynthetic process; aromatic amino acid catabolic process
Molecular function (GO): aromatic-amino-acid:2-oxoglutarate transaminase activity; pyridoxal phosphate binding; L-2-aminoadipate:2-oxoglutarate transaminase activity
Source: RefSeq, a predicted model, not a curated record
AUGGGGUAUCAGAGCAAUUCAAAGAACGAAAUCUUGGCGCUCAACGAUGCGCGCGACUGGUCCCGUGAGGAGAGCGCAUCUAGGAAGGUAUUACCGUCACCAGCAAUUGUGGGUGGUGCAGCUCUAAAAUUUCCUGCAGUCCUCCGUCAUGCAAGCGAUGCACGGGAUCUGAGCCCAGCCAGGUCUCUCGGCCCGGGUGCACCUUCCACCGAGUACAUACCUUUCUACGGGAUCGAUUUCAAGGUUGGCUCGACAGACGCAUUCGAGACAGUCGGAAGGAAAACCCCCAGCACAACGACGUCCAUCCAGGCUGGCAAACAUGACAGCAUCACCGGGGCCAGCAAAUACGACCUUGCAAUCGCACUGCAAUAUGGCUUAGGAACAGGUUCAAAACAGCUGGUGGAGUUUUUGACGGAACAUAUCCAACUCAUCCACAGCCCUCCCUACCGCGACUGGCAAACAAUUCUCAGCGCUGGCAAUACAUCGGCCUUUGAGAUCGUCCUGCGCAUGCUUGGCAACAAGGGCGAGUACUUGCUCGUCGAGAAACAUACCUACACGACGGUUUUUGAGACUGGCCUUCCCCUGGGGUUCAAGUUUGCUCAAGUACGCAUGGACAAAGAUGGGCUUCUCCCUGAAGACCUUGACCAUGUUCUUUCAAAUUGGGACGAAUCCGCUCGUGGGGGUGAGAAGCCCCGUCUGCUGUACACCAUUCCAACAGGUCAAAACCCCACCGGUAUCACGCAGCCCCUAGCUCGUCGCCAGGAAAUUUACCGCGUUGCCCAGAAGCACGAACUUUUCAUUGUUGAAGAUGACCCCUAUUACUUCAUCCAGCUGCCCGAGUUUCGACCUGGUGGGAAUCUUCCAGCUACAACUGCUCCCAUCACCUCGGUGGAGGAGUAUGUCAUCACCCUGGUUCCCAGCUACCUGCGACUUGACACAGAUGGGCGCGUGUUGCGUAUGGACUCUUUCUCAAAAAUUGUUGCGCCAGGAGCCCGCAUGGGCUGGGUGACGGCGUCUAAACAGGUCAUUGAGCGGAUGAUUCGUGCGCAUGAGGUAUCUGUGCAAAAUCCCAGUGGGUUUUCACAAAUUGCCGUGUUCAAGUUGCUAAAUGAUAGUUGGGGCCACUUGGGAUUUGUGAGAUGGUUGGUCCAUCUCCGAGGCGAGUACGCAAAGCGGCGAGACACUCUCCUCGAGGCUUGUGAUGCUUUUCUACCCCGAGAGAUUGUGAGCUGGGUACCACCAACUGCAGGAUUUUUCAAUUGGAUAUCUCUCGAUUGGGCCCAACAUCCCGAAGCUGGGACCAAAACGAAACUGCAAAUUGAGAAGGAAAUCUUUGAUGCGACUAUCGAAAAUGGCGCUCUAGUCGUUCCCGGCAGCUGGUUCUUGCCAGAUGAGGGAAGUAGCGGCAUGGAUGGAGUAUUCUUCCGUAUGACUUACGCAGCCGCUUCUAUGAAUGAUAUGCAAGAAGCUAUCCAGCGUCUUGGGGCUGUACUGCGGUCCACUUUCAAGCUGGGACAUGCGAAUGGGAUGUCGGAGUCGCGGCUAUGA